This is a messenger RNA of Ciona intestinalis (vase tunicate), 2988 nucleotides long. NCBI's taxonomy places the organism in Eukaryota, Metazoa, Chordata, Ascidiacea, Phlebobranchia, Cionidae. The record is from RefSeq and is a predicted model, not a curated record.
UUGUUGCGUGAAGAUAAUAAAACAUUUCUUUUAAUGAUUGUUGUUGCUUAUAUUAAGUGAAGCGGGGUUAAAAUUAGAUGUUUUCAUUAACUUUCAUUUGGUAGAAAACAAAGUAUAUUCAGUUACAUAACUUAUAAUCGUAUAUGAAGAAGUUAAAAACCAAGGAUUAUGUGAUAAGGUUACCCAUCUUACCCCACAGUACUAUAUAUAUAAUAUGAAUAAGCAUGAAGUGUAUAAAACACGUGAAGGAUCCUUAGUAAUGCUACAGAUCAGGGAAUACGGCGGGUAGGUAGGAUUCUUCACACCCAUGUAUUAUAUAAGCAGUUGAAUGUCAAAUAUGAAACAGUUUAAAUGACUACAAAAGCUCAAGAGAAAGGCAAAGCAUUAUUGGUUAAAGCUUUAAGAUGUUAAAGACAAGUUAUAUUAACAACAAUUUCAACCAAUAAAUAUAUCAACCACUGUCAUUAACAUAAUUGAUAUUUCUAACAAAUAUAUUCAUCACCAAUAACCCAUGCAAUCAACAUAUUAAUCACACAACAACAAUUAAAUAAAUUAAACCCAACAAAAUAACCGACCAACCAUGUUGCUUCUCUAAGGCGAGAGAGAUCAUGUGACCUCUGAGUUUUAUACAGGAGAGAGAUGCGGGAAGAAGGGCAAAAUGUUACGUCCAGGGAAUGAACCAUUACACAUGUUCACACUAUGAAAAACAACAGCAAAUACUUUGUCUCAUGCAAAUACAAUCCUUUAAACAAACAUAACGCACCUGUAAAUAGUCAUAAAUAGUCAUAAUCCUUUAAAUAGUCAUAAUACAUAAGUCACCACCCAACAGCAACAACAUUGUCUGGAAAUUCAUUUCUGACCCACCAUUAUAAACGCAAUGUCCGUGUAUCAAGCAUACAAGCAAAUAAUAAUGGCACGAUUGGGAAAUUGUGGCAGUUUUAUAACGACAAACGGCACCAACAUAACUGUGGGUUGGUAUCCCAUCUGAAAAUUAGGAAUCACCAAAGAAAAUUCAAUCAACCCAUUUCACCAUCUAUCUACAUUAAACAAUUGGGAUUUCCCAUAAAUGAGAUUCGUUCUUAUGACAUCAUAAUUGUGUUUGAUUGUUAUUCCAUUGUUUUAUUAUAGAGGACAAUGAAAGUUAGAUUGUAGUUGUGAUGUCAUAAUUAAUUGGUUUAUUACGUCAUAACCUACAACAUGACUCAGCACAGGUUUAUUGUGACAUCAUAAUAUGGUUUGUUACAUAACAAGUUUUACUUGCGAUCCGGAAUGUUAUUGUGAUGUAAUAAAAGAUCAAACCACCAUCAUUACAUCAUAAACCUUGUUUUAUUACAUCAUAAUGACCAAAGUAAACAUCUUCAAGCAAUGUUUGGAAAUCUUAGCGUUGGAACGUUUCAUUCCAUGGUUGGUUGGGGGACGCAACAUGUUUCUCCACAAGCUUUUGUUUCUGGUUAUUAUUUCGGGAACGAAUGUAAACGCAGUUGUCAUCCCAAAUUUUACGACGAAUGGGAUUUCAUAUUAUUUCUAUGUGUUUAAUGAAGUAACACGACUUAAUUAUCCAGAAGCGAGGACAUUUUGUGACAAUUUAGGAGGCAGCAUCGCGAAGGUUGACUCGUUCGACCUCGGCUACGAGAUCCAGUACCAACUCCAAACUUUCGAGAAUGACAGCGAUUCUCGCACAUGGGAAACCCCCCUGGAUAAGGGUUACUGGGUGAGUGGGUAUUGCACAGGAGGGGUUGGGGAGUGGUGGUUCGAGGAUGGGGAGAGAAUCGUGGAUACGAUGUGGAACGAGGACGAACCUGACCCCGCCACCAAUACAUCUCACUUGUUUAUCAUCUCUAUAUCGCCAGCUAGUGGAUUAUGGGGUUCGGAGGAUAUGUCCAAAUUCAAGAAUGUUAUUUGCCAAAUAUCUCCACCCGAUGGAAACUCCACAGGCACUGAACCAACAACGACCCCACUAACAUCAUCCUCAACCCCAAUAUACGACUCCCCGAAACUUGAAGCUGAGCUUCUAUUCAACGGAAGUUUGUUUAUGUUUUACACAGGUUCAUAUCAUGGGGGGUGGAAGUUUAAUUUCAACCAAUCGCAAGCGUGGUGUGUAGAGUUAGGUGGAAGUCUUGCGUUGAUAAAGAACAAUUUAACGCAACACAUGAUCACCGAACAAUUGUUUGCGAUGCUACCGUACGUACAACCACACGGGGGUGGAGGGGAUUAUUGGGUUGGAGGGGAAGGAGUGGAGAACGAUCAACAACAGGAGUGGGUAUGGUUGGAUGGAGACAACAUUGAUGAUGGUUUCACCAACUGGUUUAGUGGCUACGGGAGUUAUGAAGCAGAUUAUGCUGUGUACGAUCUGGGGCUGGCAGUUGUUGCUACCGAUGAGGACGGGUUGGGAGAAAUGGGAUGGUUUCCAGAAGUUUGUGGAGCAAAACUUUAUUUGCCAGAUCGGUACGAUUGUGUUUGUUGGUUUGUUUAUGAUGUAAUAAUGAGUACUGUUAGAUUUGUGCGAGCCGAAUCCAUGCGAGAAUAAUGGGCAUUGUUACCCAACAGUUGAAGGGGUUGAUUGUCAGUGUUUGGAUGGCUAUAAUGGAACUUACUGUGAACAAGGUAUUGUGAUGUCAUUAUGUGGUAUUAUGAUGUCAUUAAGUAAUAUUAUGAUGCCAUUUUGUUUAUUUAAUUUUAACACAACAAGAGUUACAUGCAGUCACAAUAUAGAGGUGUAUUUAAUAAUAGUUAUAUUGUAUGUUGGGUUUAACAGCCACGCUUUUAUUUUAUUUGACAUUUGACCCAAGUAGUUUUUACCCGUGGCUUAUUUUAACGACUGUUAUUUUGCUGCUAAUUCUCUUUGUUGUUUUUAUUAAUUUGAUUUUGAUUUUCGCAUUUGAAGAGAUAAAUAAACAUUUAUGUUGAGUUGAUGAUGUUAGAUCUUAAAGUUGCUGUUGAUAUUAUUUUAAUUGUCGUGUAGUUCCACACCUCGUAUGUAUUAUGACC